CUGCUGGUGCUGCCGCGCGCCCCAGUCCCCGUCGGAUCCGAAGCGCGACGCGGAGGCCGCCUUAUGGCCUUCCUCAAGCGCAAGUGCAGGUGCCUGCAGGCGCGCGACUAGUCGGCCGCGCUCGCCGCCGCCCGCGGCGCGCCGUGCGCGCGGACUCGGCGCCCCUCGGCGCCCGGGCACCGACGGCCCACGGACAUGAGAAUCGGGCGGCGGCGCGGCGGGCGAGGCAGUUUCGAAAAAGCGCGCGCCGGCCGACGACUGCGGCAGCCGUGGUGCCUGCGCAGCCCCGACAAUGCCAGCGGCCCGCGGAGGCCGCCGCGCAGCUUAGCUAGUUGCGUGCCCGUGUCGGUCGCGGGCGACUCGUCCCCCCUCGGCUCUCCCGCGGCGAGCGACCCCGGCGACGCGCAGUGAUUUCCGCCGGCGCCUCGCCGACGAUCGACCAGUCGCCGUUGGCGCGGCCGCGCUCGGCCUCCGCCGAGCCACCCUGACCGUCCACUCUGCUUCGGUUUCGCCGCGGCGCUGCACCGCUGGCCGGCGCGACGGCUCGCAGCCUGCUGGUGGGCGAGUUCGCGGGCUCCGCCGAUGCCGGGCCAGCCGGAGACUACUCGCCGAGACGAGCCGCAGCCGUGCACGGCGCGGCACGGACAGCGAGGCAGCUGGGUACGAGGGACGCUGCGCACCGGCGGCCGCUGCUCUGGGCGCUGACGUUUGCCGCCGACGAGCGACCGACAGUGGCCAAGAUAUCGCGUGCCAGUUUCAUCCGACUACGCUCGUCUGCCUUCUGCCUUCCCGUCGUCCAUGCGAUCAUCCGGUCCCUGAUCGACGAUUGUGUGCUCACUUUUUUACGCGAGAACAGAAGCAACAUCGACUAAGUGUUAUUUUAAUAUAAAGAUAGGUUUAAUGCUCGAAACAUCAAGACAGCAACAAGGUAAACAAGACAGAGAGGGAGCAAAAGAAGAAGCUAAUAAGGCAACUAUAUGCUGGUUGGCGGGUCCAAAAACGUAGGCUAUUUCUAAGCGACUGUCUCCGGCUAUCGAUUGUCGAGUCAGAGAUCAACAAUCCAUUUACCUGUAUAGACAAACUACACUUUAAGUAUCAAUAUAUCUGUAUACCACACUUCACAAUAUACGGCGGUCCAAUCGUUUUCUCAACAACUCUCAUCAAGUGGUCCAAUUUUUUCCUUUGUUUACCCAAGAACAAUCUGUUCUCCGAUCAAAGUGUCCUGUGGUCCAACAUACAGUGUCUUAGAUCCUUUUUAAGUACCAGUAUACACGGAACCUAAUCUUAAGCAAAAAGACAAUUGAAGUGGCAGUGGGAGCUUUUCAAGAAAAUAAAGGAAAAAUACAACAAGAAGCAAAUCCCACGAAAUCUCUAUAUUCAUAUGGAUUGGUAUAUACAAACAUACAUACAUACACAACAUACAUACAUAUAUAUUUAUCGUGCGUGUAUUUUUUACGAAUAUUUAUGUAAAACUCUGCCAAGUGACAGGUGAACAAGUAGUCAAAGUAGUGUAGUCAGUGAUAUGCCGAUCAGCGAACAAGCGGCGGCGGAGCCUGGCUGAUGAGAUAUGGCGUCUUCGAGUCGUUACAGCAGCUACAACUGUCUUACCAGCUGGGACAGCUAUGAUCGCAUUCCAAGAGUUCGCGUGGAGUACUAUGUGAACGAGAACACAUUCAAGGAACGGCUUCAGCUCUACUUCAUCAAGAACCAACGCUCGAGUCUGCGGAUACGACUGGCCAACCUCUUUUUCAAACUGCUGACAUGCUUUCUGUACAUAUUCCGCGUGGUCACCGACAACGAUCCCACAUACGCCGCCUGUUACGGCUGUACGCCCGGCAACAAGAGCGAAUACCUGCUCUCGCAGAACCUCACCGAGGAGGAGUUCCAGGAGCACCCGACCAUCAAUUGGGACGCCAUACUGUGGGUGCACAGGCCCUUCGAGCUCUGGAUCAUUCAAGUGGUGCUGGCCAUGGUCUCGCUGACCGAGGCGCUGCUCCUCGCCUACCUCGGAUACAAGGGCAACAUCUGGCAGCAGCUGCUGUCCUUCCACUUCAUUCUGGAAUUGGUCAACACGAUACCAUACACCAUUACGCUGCUGUACCCGCCCAUGAGGAACCUCUUCAUACCGGUGUUCCUGAACUGCUGGCUGGCCAAGCACUCCCUCGAGAAUAUGUUCAACGAUCUUCACCGGGCAAUGCAAAAGUCCCAGUCGGCCUUGAGUCAGCAGCUCAUGAUACUCAGCGCCACUCUGCUCUGCCUCGUCUUCACAAGCGUCUGCGGGAUCCAGCACUUCCAGCGAGCCGGCCACCGACACCUCAACCUCUUCCAGAGCACGUACUACGUGGUGGUGACCUUCUCGACCGUGGGCUACGGCGACUUUGUGCCCGACAUCUGGCCCUCCCAACUCUACAUGGUCAUCAUGAUAUGCGUCGCCCUCAUAGUCUUACCGACGCAGUUCGAGCAGCUCGCGUUCACGUGGAUGGAAAGGCAAAAGCUCGGCGGCUCCUACUCGUCUCACCGGGCGCAGAGCGAGAAGCACGUCGUGGUCUGCAGCACGACCCUGCAAGCCGAUACCAUUAUGGAUUUCCUGAACGAAUUCUACGCGCAUCCGCUGCUACAGGACUACUACGUGGUGCUGCUGUCGCCGAUGGAGCUGGACACGACGAUGCGCAUGAUCCUGCAGGUGCCGAUAUGGGCGCAGCGGGUGAUCUACAUCCAGGGCUCGUGCCUGAAGGACGGCGACCUGGCGCGAGCGCGCAUGAACGAGGCCGAGGCCUGCUUCGUGCUGGCCGCGCGCAACUACGCCGACAAGACUGCCGCCGACGAGCACACUAUCCUGAGGUCCUGGGCCGUCAAGGACUUCGCGCCGAACGUGCCGCAGUACGUGCAGAUCUUCCGCCCGGAGAACAAGCUGCACGUGAAAUUUGCCGAGCACGUGGUCUGCGAGGACGAGUUCAAGUACGCCCUCCUGGCGAACAACUGCACGUGCCCCGGCGCCUCCACCCUGGUCACGCUGCUGCUGCACACCUCUCGGGGACAGGAGGGCCAGCAGUCGCAGGAGGAGUGGCACCGGCUCUACGGCAAGUGCUCGGGCAACGAGAUCUAUCACAUAACCCUCGGCGACUCGCGCUUCUUCGGCGAGUACGAGGGCAAGUCGUUCACCUACGCCUCGUUCCACAGCCACCGCAAGUACGGGGUGGCCUUGGUGGCCGUGAGGCCCGCCGAGCUGCCCGAGUUCUACGAGGACACGAUACUGCUCAAUCCAGGUCCGCGGCACAUCAUGAAGAAGACGGACACGUGCUACUACAUGAGCAUCACCAAGGAGGAGAACUCGGCGUUCGUGGUGGCCAACAGCCAGGCCGCGGGGGCGGAGCCGAGCCAGGUGCUGGUGGCCGAGGGGGGCAAGCCGGCGGCGCCCGGCGCGCCGACCACGCCGGGAACCACGAGCACGCUGGCGACGGCGGCCAGCCUGGCGACCGCCGCGACCGCCACGACCGCCACGACCGCGUGCAGCGGCGGCCUGCAGCCGGGCGUCGGCGCGGGCGGCGGCAACGCAACUUAUCUGGACCCGGGAGGAUUAGGCGACUCGCGGCAGUGUUUAAAGGACGGAAGUUUGUCGCCGCAAACGCCGAUGACCGGAAAUCACCUCGAUGUGCCACGCUCGCUCGAGCCAAAUCCUAAUCUUCUCAGUCCCGAAAUUCUCACUCAGAGGAGAGGGAGCCGAAGACCUAGCAUCCUGCCGGUGCCGGACAUGCUGACGAGCUCGACGCUGCAGCUGCCGGGCCAGGAGUCGCUGGACCACGAGGCCGACGAGUCCGAAGACGAGAUGGAGGACGACGUGCCUUGGCGAUCGCCCAGCGAGAAGAUAGCGAUCGUCAAGGGAUUCCCGCCGGUCUCGCCGUUCAUCGGCGUUUCGCCGACGCUGUGCUACUUGCUCAAAGAGAAGAAGCCGCUCUGCUGCCUGCAGCUGGCGCAGGUCUGCGAGCACUGCACCUACAGAAACGCCAAGGAGUACAACUGGCAGAACAAGACGAUCAUCCUGGCGGCCGAUUACGCGAGCAACGGCAUCUACAAUUUCAUCAUCCCGCUGAGGGCCCACUUCAGAUCCAAGACCUCGUUGAACCCGAUAAUCCUGCUGCUGGAGCGUCGCCCGGAGAUCCCCUUCCUGGACGCCGUCUCGUACUUCCCGCUGAUCUACUGGAUGAUGGGCUCGAUAGACAACAUGGACGACCUGCUGCGCGCGGGCAUCACGCUCGCCGAGAACGUGGUCGUGGUGAACAAGGAGCUGAGCAACUCGGCCGAGGAGGACACGCUCGCCGACUGCAACACCAUCGUGGCCGUGCAAACGAUGUUCAAGUUCUUUCCCAGCAUCAAGAGCAUCACCGAGCUCUCGCAGUCGAGCAACAUGCGCUUCAUGCAGUUCCGCGCGCACGACAAGUAUGCCCUACACCUCAGCAAAAUGGAAAAGGUACUGCUCAGUACUACUACUGCUGAGAACUACCCCGCUGAGCCUUCGCUGGGCUCCCCGAGGGAGAAAGAGCGAGGCUCUCACAUAUCGUACAUGUUCCGACUGCCCUUCGCCGCUGGCAGUGUAUUCAGCGCCUCGAUGUUGGACACUCUGCUCUACCAGGCCUUCGUCAAGGACUACGUGAUAACUUUCGUCAGACUGUUGCUGGGCGUUGACCAAGCGCCCGGCUCUGGAUUCCUCACCUCGAUGAAGAUAACCAAGGACGACAUGUGGAUAAGGACUUACGGUCGACUGUAUCAGAAGUUGUGCUCGACUACCUGCGAAAUUCCCAUCGGUAUUUACAGGACACAGGACACGUCGUUAGUCGACACCUCUCACGGCGACUCGGACGCUGAAAGCGACGCCGGCGUCGGCGUCACAUACAAGAUGCGCCACUCGGCGGCCGCGUCCUGUUUAGCCACUUGCGCGCCUCGCGACAAGGCCACCUCUGCUCACAACUACUACUAUAUGGCCGGCUGCGAUCGACUCUCUUUCUCUUACUCGAUGAGCAUGGGCGACGAGGCGCGCGACAAUCACGCCCAGCAGAUCGAGCGCGCGGAGAUCGCCAACCUGGUGCGCUCUCGGAUGGAGUCGCUGAACCUGCCGAUCGCCGACUACGACGACGUCUCGGAGAAGCGCAACAGCCUGUCGUACGUGAUAAUCAAUCCGUCGUGCGACCUGAAGCUCGAGGAGGGCGACAUCGUCUACCUGGUGCGCCCGUCGCCGUUCUCCGCGCAGAAGACCUUCGAGCGCCACAACUCUCGGCGCAAGAGCAACAUCAGCUUCUGCUCGGCCCAGCUGGCGGCGCAGAUGAGCGCCGCGGUGGCCUCGGGCGCCGGGGCCGGCGGGCCUGGUGCGCCGGCCAGCCGACGCGGCUCCGGCAUCGGGGUCACCAGGGCCCCGCCCCUCGGCAACACCAAGUCCAACUCGCUCUCGCUGCCCGACAGCCCCACCGUGGCGGGCAGCCUCAGGGGCCGCUCCAACUCGCUGCGCGUCGUCGACGACAUCCUCCUCAGGCGCAGCAAUUCCUUGAGGCAGGGCCUGAGCACCCCGGCGAGGCGCAAGAGCAGUCUGGAGGAUAUCGGGCUGGGGGCGCUGCCGUACCCGUCCAACCACAACCCCAUAAAGAUCGCGCUGAACGGGUCGAUCGGGCUGGAGGUGACGCCGCCGGAGGAGGGCGACUCGCAGGCCGGCAGCUCGGCCAGCAACACCGGCAUCCUGGACGUGGGCCUGCCGUCGAUGCCGCCGCUGCCGCCGCUUCAGCCGCUGCUGGGCUCGGGCCUGGGGCCCGGCCUCGGGGGCUCGAUGGGCGGCCUCUACGACCCGCCGCCCUCCUUUCCGGGGCCCGCGGCUGCGGCCGGCCCACGGGAGCCGCUGCAGGACCCGCAGCACAUACAGGGCACCAUCGUAUGAUACAACCUCAUGUGGGGACGCAGGCUGUCCAGCGUUGUGCGGAACAAGCGGCCGUAGCGUGCCCCACUACACGGGCUGCCCGUCGAGCCCACGAGCAGCUCCCGCUACUCGAAUCCGAGACAACGACGCUGAUGCGAGAGCAAGCCACACACUGUCCCUGCGAGUCUCUACUGCAGUUCGAUGUGUAUUAUAUCGAAUAAUUCGUGUCCUAAUGGCACUGUGCCGGUGCAAACACCAGGCAGAACCUCAAAGACUCUUCGAGCUGCAUGCUUUCCGUGAGCUUCGAAUGCCAAUUGUAGGCCACUUCACCGACGAGUAUACAUCAAUUAUUUUUACUGAAUUCUAUUAUACGUAAAUUUCACAAGAAUUUGUAUAAAAAUAAGAGUGAUAUGUGAUCCAAGCGUUACUAAGACGGUUCAUAAGAACAUUGGUCAAACGUAUUCCUUCAAGUGUAGACGAUAUGACAACGAUUAUCGUUUCGUACGUAUAACAUGAUAUUAUUAAUAUUAUUAUAUAUAAAAGAAUUUCGACAAAAAGGAAUUUAAACAUAAAGGAUUCUGAAAAUAAUGAAAUUUACUACAGAUACAAAAUAUACAUACACGCGUGUGUGUGUGUGUGUGUAUGAUUAGCGCCUUUGAGUGCCCUUCGAAAUGUAUAUGACGUCAUUGUGAAUAAUUUUGUACUAGAAAACGAUUAUAUACUUAUAUAUACUAACGUGCUAACUAGUAUUAUCACUACCGGUCAGAAUUAUCCAUUAAAGAAAGAGUGAACCUUUAAUAAAUAUACAAAUUGACCAUUCUAACUCAUAUCACAAAAGGAUCAUUUAUAAAGUAAGUUUUAUUCGGAACAAAGGCGAAUAAAGAUUUAGAAACUAAAAGAAGGCACGUUAUAACUGUAGAUUCAUAGUAGAAUUUUGCGUGCAAAGUUAACUUGAUCCUAUUACCUAUGUGAUUCUUAACAUUAUACUUUAUAGAUUGUAUUUUUCUUUCUAGUCUCUCAUGCGCGUAAACAGUUGAGAUUUUUAAUAUCCGCAUCAAAUUCUUAUAGUCAUUCAAAUCAUAGAUAUUCGUAUGAGGCUUUACACUAAUACUCUUCACUAGGAACUGUCAUUAGUGUUCAGAUGACAAUUUUUAAUUUUUUAACAGCUUUAUACAACGUGAUGGUAAUUAUAUCGUUAUCAAGGAUUUUCCUUGUAUUUUUGUGAUUAACCGUCAAAUUUAAAUUUUUAAGUAUAAUAAGCGAACAACCAAAUAAAAUUACAAGAGGGACCUUACUAAACAACUUAGUCAUUAAAGCAAUCAUUAAGAUCUAAUUGGUAACAUAAUUAAUGCAAAGCGCGAUUAUUCGAUUAUUCAUAUUUUCGUUAAAUUCAAGAACUAAACAAUUAGUAUAUAGUUAUUACAAUUUUGUACAUUAAAAUAUCAGCAACUAACGAAUAUAAUGAUUGAGUUGUUCCAUUUAAAUUAUUCUCACUAUAUUGAAGUCUCAAAGUAAAUAACUGUAGAUUUGUAAUUUAGACAAGUGAACCGUUCUAGUCUAAAAAUAGUCAUUUAUUUCGGACCAACGUGCGUACCUGAAUUUCUGAGUAGAUAAACAUGUUAUGAAUAGUAAAUACGGUAGGUUACAUUUUUAAAACAAAGUUUAUAAUUGAAUUUAAUCAAAUUCGACAUACUCUUCGAAUUUCAAUUAAUUCUCAUCUUUUUCCAGACGUGAAUUUGUUAUCGAGUUAUUCAGAUAUUUUCAUACAAUUAAUACACAUUGCUGUACUAUUUUCAAUAUAAUAGUUCAUAAACAAUCAUUACAAGAGCAUUUAAGUAUUCACUAUAUAAUCAUUUCAAAGGACAAUUAUUUAUGAGAAUAUAAAUAAUGAUUUAUCAAAAGAUAUAUAAUAAUUUAUUGCAAAAAUAAAAUAUAUAUAGUUCUUAUUGAAUAGUGCAGUAAAAUUUUACAAACGUACUAACAAUAAAUUUCUUAGACUAUAAAUAACCGACACAUAGAAAAACUAUUUUGUUGAACGUUCAAUUCUUUCUUAAUAUUUUUUCAUAAUCUACUUAACGUAACUUUAUUAUGCAAAAACAACGAGUCUAAUUUCUCUCAUCAAAGCAUUUUUUGACCUCCAAAAAAUAACCAGUACAAAUAGAAAAUUGUGCAUACAACUAAAGUAGUUAUAUUUGAAAAUUAUUAUGUUAUUAUUGCUGUUGUUGUUAUUAUUAUUGUCAUCAUCAUCAUCAUCAUUAUUAUUAUUAUUAGCGUUGUUGUAAUGAAGUGCAUGGAAUGAUGCAAAAUAUGCUGAAGGCCCGGUAAGGGUCAUGGUCUAAAAUAAGAAUGAUCAAAAGUAGUUUGAGAAAGAUAAUUUCAAAAUAAACUAUACAUUAUCAUGAAAGGAUCUUGAAAUACUUGGUUUCUAAUAUACAGUUCAAACUUCUAUUUGUAUUAAUGAAAUAAGCAUUAUAAAACGUUAUUAUCAAUAUUCCACCGUUUGACUUCUAAUUUCAAGUCAACAAUUUUUUGAGAAAUACAUAAAUUUAUUGAAAAUUAAUGUAGUUGACCAUCUACGCAUAAACUACCAUACUCUGUAUUCUUCAUUGCACUGUAAAUAAGUACAACACAAUAUAGGCUGCCUGUGGUUUCGGUUUGAACGUAAUAAUGUCGAUACAUGUAAUGUUAUAUUAACUUUAAUGUAAUAUGAAAAAUACAAUAAUGUUUAUACACGCUAUCGUUUUUUUACAUUUACGUUUAUUGAUUCUGCAAUGAAAAUAGAGCAUAAUUUUUUCUCUCCGCUAUAUUGCAUUUUAAACUUUUAAUAAAGGCAGUAAAAACGUACACACACGGAAAUUUACUUCACUAUGUUAAUUUUUUAGAGUAAGUAAAAUUUUGUAGAAUAAGUAAAAUAAAUAUUCACAGAGUGUAUGGAUGUAAAAAUGUAAAAAGAAAAAUGUUACUGCAAUGAAAACUACGAAGAAUUCAUCGUUUACACUUAUAUCAUUUUAAACUGAUAUAAAAAGAAGACUAUAUAAAAAACCAUUUUCCUCAUUAAAUAAUAUGAUUUUAUGUAUCUUUCAGAGAGUUUCGAAACAAUAUCCGGUACAGUAACAUUAUUCUUUCUCGAUUCAACAAUUAGAAAAUUAGUCAUCAUGAAAAAAUAUAGUGACGUAAUUAAAAAACUUUGGCCAAUAAUUAUUUUUAUUAAUAACUUGGAAGGAUUUAAGUUAUUAAUGAACGUGAAAACAUUUGUUUCCGUAAAGUGAUUAUUACGUUACGUUAAGGUGACAUUGCGACACAUUGGAAGUUAUACACGAAAUAAUAAACAAGUACGUAAAAUAUAUGUAACUACUCUCAAAGAAUUACAAUAAAAUGCAGUACAUUUAAAAGAUAAAGUUUUUAUAGAAAUGAUCAAUAGUCACCUUUUUUGAGUGCUACGUUUGCAUGAAUGGUACUGGUUUUAUUAAAAGAGUAAUCGACGUGAUUCAAUUUCUCUUUAAACUUUAUGUAGACUUUAAAAUCAUAUUGAACAAGUAUUUUUAGGAAAAUCUCAAUAAAGAUGCUCAAGAAAAACCGAAAAUAAAUGAAUAGAAAAGCGGAAAUAUAGAUAUUUAAACAGCUGUACGUUGUGUAUAUUACCAAGAGUAAAAAAGCAAACAGUCUAAGUAAAUGAUGUGUGCAACGUUGCGGCACGAUAGUUCGCAUGUACACAAAGUUUAUUAUGAAUUAAAAAAAUUGAUACA
Molecule: messenger RNA, 9645 nt
Organism: Phymastichus coffea
Lineage: Eukaryota; Metazoa; Arthropoda; Insecta; Hymenoptera; Eulophidae
Gene: SLO2
Product: potassium channel subfamily T member 2
Exons: 25
Coding region: 1568-5920 (1450 amino acids)
Biological process (GO): potassium ion transport
Cellular component (GO): membrane
Molecular function (GO): intracellular sodium-activated potassium channel activity
Source: RefSeq, a predicted model, not a curated record